Molecule: messenger RNA, 2789 nt
Organism: Oncorhynchus tshawytscha (Chinook salmon)
Lineage: Eukaryota; Metazoa; Chordata; Actinopteri; Salmoniformes; Salmonidae
Product: ras association domain-containing protein 7
Exons: 6
Coding region: 465-1733 (422 amino acids)
Biological process (GO): signal transduction
Source: RefSeq, a predicted model, not a curated record
UGGAAUACAUGUGAAUACUUUCUUGAAAAUAAUGUAAAUAAUGAGAACAUUUCAUAAAUGACAGUUGUGCUAGUUUCCUUAUUUGACUGAGUUGAAAUUGACCACAAAUCCUGCUUUCAAUUGGUGACUGCUGUACCAAACACGGGCAAUCUCAAGAGUUGGGCCUAUAUUGGAAAAGGUUUUUAAUUCACAGAAAGUGGCUUUUAGAAACAUCUAACCUACACACGUUAGCUGCUGUAUCACAUUGGUGCAAUGAAAUGAAUAAGCUACUGUAAUAGUUUUCUUAUUUUUCUGACGGCAAAUCACUGUUCUUGUGUUUGUGUUAAAGGGGUUGUGUGAUUCUGCUUCAGGUUGUUAUCAGUCUAUGGUUAAAACUCAGUGCCCACUUACACAGUACUCGUCUUUGUCUGGGAAGGUGGAUGCUGUGGUGGCCAUGUUCCUCUGAGUUUGAUUGACAGGCCAAGAUGGAGCUGAAGGUAUGGGUGGAGGGCGUGGUCAGGGUGGUGUGCGGCCUAUCAUUGGAGACUUCCUGUCAGGAUGUGGUCAUCGCCCUCGCACAGGCUAUUGGUCAGACAGGUCGCUAUGUUCUCAUCCAGAAGCUACGAGGCACAGAGAUGCAGCUUGUGGCAGAUGACUGUCCCUUAGAGUCUCUGUCUUAUCUGGGUCAGCUGGCCAUCGAGGUCCAGUUCAUCUUGCGUCGCACAGGCCCCUCCAGCACUGACGGACCUAACAGAGCCACCCUGGAUAGGGUCCACCCUUUGCUCAGGCACCCUACACCCAUGUCCUCCAGAUGCCGAGAGCCGAAGAAGGCCCUCACUUUCAACCUUGGUCCUUCUACAAUCCCCAGAAGGACUAAAGCUAACAAGGCCUGGUCACCUAGUCCAAGAGCCUCACCAGAGCCCAGGGCCUCGCCUGUUCCAUCCCUGGUCUCCCCCACCGCCUCCCCUCCCCCACUCUCCCCGUCUGACCCGUCCAAGGAGGAGGUCUUCAGGCAGGUGCUGCAGCAGCAGGAGAUGCUACAGGACCUGGAGUCCCAUCUGGUGGCUUUGGAAAGGGAGGCAGAGGUGUGGGAGAUGGGGAGGCUGGUAACUCCUGUCCCAGGCCUGAAUCCAGGCCUAGUAGAGGAGAUGGAUGUGCUGGAGACAAGGCUGAGACCGAACGAGGCAGAGCUGCAUGGGGAUUACUGGGAGAAGCAGAUGCAGCGAGAGAAGGACAAGGAGCAGGAUAUCCAGGGACAUCUGCACCAACUCUACGCCUCUAUGGAUGAAUACAACUUCCGGCUCAAGGACCUCCAGAGCCAUUCAUCCAGGCUGGGGCAGGACUUUCGUGUUGAGGCCCGCAGACGGAGCUCUCGUCCGGGCACCCCGCAACCAGAGGAGGCCCUGGGACCGCUGAGGGAGGAGCUACACAAUCGGCUUCAGAAGGGGGCAGAGGUGGACAUGUCAUUGACAGAGACUAAAAAAGCAUUGCAGACUGCAGAAUUACGGUUACAGGAGAGGUGUGAGGCGCUGGAGGAGCUGAACAAGGAGCUGAGGCAGUGUAACCUGCAGCAAUUCAUCCUGCAGACGGGUGUUCCCCCUAGCCCCUCUUAUUCAGACCAUCCCCUCCCCGACCAGACACACGCCCACCUCCAGCCCAUCGCCACGCCUUACCUCUGCAUAGCAGGACUACUGGAGGAUGACCAGACUGACACUCUGACUGUAUUAAGCCAGAAGACGCCCCCUGGACUCUGAGGGAGGAGCUACACAGCUGGCUGCAGCACAAAGCGGAGCCGGACAUGUCACUUGCUGACUCCACUCGAUGUCAACAGUCUUUAGACUGGGAGCAUCUGGAUGACUCUCCAAUUGCACUGUGUGUGUGUGUGUGUGUGUGUGUGUGUGUGUGUGUGUGUGUGUGUGUGUGUGUGUGUGUGUGUGCGUGUGUUUAACUAUUCUAGUAAACAAACAAGAUGUUGACCAACUGGGGAUAUUUUGUUAGCCCCCAUGAGGUCAAAUGCUAUUUCUAGGGGGUUAUAGGGUUAGAAUUAUGUUGAGGGUAAGGUUUAGAUUCUAGGGUUAGUUUUAGGGUUAGGAGCUUGGGUUAGGUUUAAGGUUAGGGUUAAGGUUAGGUUUUUGGCUUAAGAUUGGAGUUAGGGUUAAGGCUAGGGUAAGGGUAAAAGUAUGGGUUAGGUUAGUGUCAGGUUUAGGGUUAGGAGUUAUGAAAAAUAGGAUUUUGAAUGGUACUGAAUUGUGUCUCCACAAGGUUAACUGUACAAGACGGUGUGUGCGUGUGCGUGUGCGUGUGCGUGUGCGUGCGGACAUGUUUUUCUAUACUUGUGAGUAUCAAAGUCCUCACAACAAACUAAAAUUCAGAGAAGUGAGGACAUUUAGCCAAGAAGGCUAUUUUAGGGUUAGUGGAUAGGUUUAGGUUUAUUGUUAGGGGUUCAGGUUAGGGUUAAGGUCAGUGUUAAGGUAAGGGUUAGGUUUAAGGAAAAUAGGAUUUUCAAUGGGAAGAAAAUGUUAGUUCACAAAAAGUCCUCACAGGUAUAGUAAGACAUAGCUCUGUGUGUGUGUGUGUGUGUGUGUGUGUGUGUGUGUGUGUGUGUGUGUGUGUGUGUGUGUGUGUGUGUGUGUGUGUGUGUGUGUGUGUGUGUGUGUGAGAGAGAGAGAUCUAUAGCCGGUGGAUUGGUUGACUUUUAAUACAGUAUCUGCAACAUUCUAGUAUUAAUGUAUCUAUUAACUUUAAAAUAUUUUAUGAAAUUUUAAUUUUCUAAAGAUGUACUCCCUAUGCAAUAAAGAUGACUUAAUGUA